UUGCUUCGCUGCUCGCAGGGGUCGGUUCCGCGUGUCGGCUGCCAUUCGUUUUCCUAACGACUUGGUGGCUGUCAGUGGGGCCUGGGAAAGAUGUGGCCCGUUGUAAUCUCAGCAAGUGGUCAUUUAAAAUCAAAAUACUUCGGAGCCUGUUUGGAAAUAGUACAUUGUGAGACCCCACGCUCCAUUGUAUAGACUUCCUGUAACAUGCGAGCUUGCACUAUGCUGGGAAAGAGCAGAGAUUUACAGGUGGUCAUAUCUGUCUUUACUGUUGGAGGUGUGGCUCUUAGGGCACAGUCAGAGUCAUUGCCGUGGAUUCAGUGGGAGCAGAGACACCUUCCAUGUCAGUGAACAUGUAGAAAAGGGACUGUUUGGACUAAGCCUACAAACUGCCUACUUACAAAUCCCAAAAGCAGUGUGACUAGGCACAUACCAAGAGGGAAAAACAUGGCAAAUUACUGUUGUAGCUGAAAAUUAGUUGGCUGUCCAAAUAAAGUUUAGAGCAUCUCCAAAUUAUUGCAGGAGUGGCCUGACCUGGAGGACCUUUCCUUCUUGUGACAAGAAAUAAGUCUUUCAGAUGAACCAGGCUGUCUGUAGAUGUCCAGAAGGAUCAUACAGGAUCACUUUAUUUUGCUUAAAUGAUUGCCAUAUGCAAUGGACACUGAUCUCAGUUCUCAGGACAGGAAGGACCUGGACAAGUUCAUCAAAUUUUUUGCUUUAAAGACAGUACAAGUAAUUGUCCAGGCCCGACUUGGAGAGAAAAUCUGUACCCGCUCAUCAUCCUCCCCAACAGGUUCUGACUGGUUCAAUUUGGCAAUCAAAGAUAUACCAGAGGUUACUCAUGAAGCAAAGAAAGCCCUGGCAGGACAGCUGCCCGCUGUUGGACGGUCUAUGUGCGUGGAGAUUUCUCUCAAAACGUCAGAGGGGGACUCCAUGGAGCUGGAAAUUUGGUGUCUAGAAAUGAAUGAAAAGUGUGACAAAGAAAUCAAAGUUUCAUACACUGUAUACAACAGGCUGUCUCUACUGCUGAAGUCUUUGCUUGCUAUAACCAGAGUAACUCCAGCCUACAGACUCUCAAGGAAACAAGGCCAUGAAUAUGUAAUAUUGUACAGGAUAUAUUUUGGUGAAGUCCAGUUGAGUGGCUUGGGAGAAGGUUUUCAGACAGUCCGUGUUGGGACAGUGGGUACCCCAGUGGGCACCAUCACUUUGUCUUGUGCCUACAGAAUCAACCUUGCUUUCAUGUCAACCAGGCAGUUUGAGAGGACCCCUCCUAUCAUGGGGAUUAUAAUUGAUCACUUUGUGGACCGUCCCUAUCCCAGCUCUUCACCCAUGCAUCCCUGCAAUUACAGAGCUGGUGAGGACAAUGGUGCAGUGUACCCCUCUGUAGAGGAUUCCCAAGAAGUGUGUACCACAUCUUUUUCCACCUCUCCUCCAUCUCAGUGUGUUUUUACUGUCACAAAGGCACAUUUUCAGACCCCUCCUCCUGUGGUGACGGACACCUUGAAGGUCCCAGUGAUGGGACUGGCCUUUUCACAUCAACUUUCCAGCUCUCGUCUUUCCUAUCAGCCUGCUGCCCUGGGAGUUGGAUCAGCUGACAUGGGGUAUCCUGUACUCUUUGCUGGUGGCUUGAAUGCUGCACACCCUCACCAGUUGAUUGGUCCAGGCAAAGAAGGGGGAGUUCCCCCAGUUCCUAGCCAGCCAGCACAUGCCACUCAAGCUGAUCAAGAGAGGAUGUGCACCCCACUGGAUGGAGUCCAUUACUCAGCAGCUACUCCUUCUAGCAGUGAGGACACAGAAACAGUAUCCAACAGCAGUGAAGGAAAGUGUGGCUCCCCACAUGACCUUUUGGAGACCAUCUUUAUCCGGAAGGUGGGAGCUUUUGUCAACAAACCCAUUAACCAGGUGACCAUGGCCAACUUAGACAUUCCUUUUGCCAUGUUUGCUCCCAAGAAUGUUGAGCUGGAAGAUAACGACCCCAUGGUCAAUCCUCCUGAAUCCCCAGAAACGGAAUCUCCUCUACAAGGCAGCUUACACUCGGAGGGCUCCAGUGGCAGCAGCACAGGGAACACCCAUGAUGACUUUGUUAUGAUCGACUUUAAACCAGCAUUUUCAAAAGAUGACAUUCUUCCAAUGGACCUGGGGACAUUUUACCGUGAAUUUCAGAACCCCCCUCAACUCAGCAGCCUCUCCAUUGACAUUGGAGCACAGUCCAUGGCAGAGGAUUUGCUGCUGAGGAUUGCACAAGGUGAGGCCCCAGUGCACCUCCUGUUCCUGCAGAACAAACAGACUCUGGGCAGAGUGCCCUUCUCAGGGUCAUUUGCUGGAUGCUGCCAGAGGGCUCCUGGUUUUGUGCACGUAGAAAGGACUCGUUACCAGAGAAGCUGGCAGUCCAUGAGAAAAAUGUUAAAGAAUUUGAUGCUUUUGUGGAAACCUUGCAGUGAAGCUGUUUCCCAGUUCUGCUGCAGCAAUUCUUCUUCCUCAAGCAUCCUGGAGAUGACAUCAACAAAUAUCUCUUUCGCUCCUGCUCUGCGUUUUGUUCACAUUGACUAGUUCCUUCCAUCAAGUGAGCUUUCUUUUCUCUCUUCAAUGACAGAUACGGCUCGUCUGCUGAUUCUCCUCAACUUUUCCACCACAUAGUUCAGGACUGCUUUUCCUGCUCACAGUCAGUUUUAAGACUUCGGUAGGGAUACAGGAAGUCAAACUCCAAUGUAUGGAAACUUAUUUUCUCCUCAGUCUGUGUUCUGUAUGGAGGGGCUUUGUGGAAAGUUGCCAUAUGCUUCCUCCAAGAGUCCUAUGGUGUAAAUUCCCUAGGUAGAGCUUCUUGCUAACAGACUUUUUCCUACAGUCUCUGAUCCUGUUAGAGCAUAGAAAGCUUUGGUUUAUUUCCAGGGUCUGUGAGUUCAGCUAAUUCGGCUGCUUGAAGUCUAGGAUAUCCAUUCCACAGAACUGGGCAUUUCAUCCUGACUUCAGACUGCAUGCUUGGACCCCAGAGAGAGAUGUCAGCUUUGGGACCUGCAUAGUAUAAGUUACCUUUGUUUUCCUGCUUCUAAGGAAUUUGGUCUCUACACAGUGAUUUUGUGCAAGGCACUCUGUUAGGUGGCUGAUAAGCAGGAGUGAAACUACAGGAGUGCUUUCCACACUUCCUUCCCGAGUGUACUGACACUCGGCCAUGCUGAGUUUUAACAGUGUUGACUAUUGGCAAGCCUGCAUUUAGCAGCUGUGAUGAUGCUGAAUUCAUAGCCUCUGCUUCUAAAACAUAACUGUAAAUACUAGGAAUCCUAUUUCUUUAGGGUUAUGUAACUAGGAGUCUUAGUCCAAGAUUUUUUUCCUCUAAUCCUUGCAAGCCUUCCUGCUUUAUGGUUAAUAGAUGAUCUUAAGAAUUAAAAAAUAUUUAUUGCUUUUAAAGAAACCUAUAUUUAAAAGAUGUUCUGUUUUCAUGUUAUAGUGCAGGUCAUUCUGUUCUGAUCACUGCAGAGAGCAAGUGUGCCAUGGAAUCCUGGCCAGUGAGAUUGGUCUCUCUUUGCAGGAAAAUAUCCAAAAUAUUUAUUUUCUGAAACAGAUUUGAUUAAUAUUAUACUCUGUUUUGGGGACUCUGUGUCCAUUGCAUCCAGUCAGGGCUCACUGAUACAAUGAAAUGCACACAUCAGUGGCAGGGACUUCGUAAAAAGCUGUUUUCUGAAAGGCAUGGAUGAAUUUGUAGUGUUCUUUGGCCAUUCAGAAAGCAGCUUCUUUAAAGAAGCACACUUUUUUGGGAAGCUUAUGGUACUUUUUAAUCAGCGGGCUUUUUGAGUAGCUGAAAUUUUAUUUUUGUAAGAAUCCGGCCAUAGACAUUGUGACUGGCUGGCAUUGCUCUGUGGGCAAUUUGGCUGUUGUAAGUCUUCUGCCUCAUGUAAGGGUGGGAGGAGAAACAGUGAUACUAAACAGAAACUUGGAUAAGGUGGGUUUUCUUAUGGUUCUCUCUCCUCCUCCCCUGUGUAACUAGAGUGAGCAACUGCACGACCCCUUACUGUCCAAAACCAUUUUUUUUUCCCCUUAAGUGGAGCUGUGUUGCUCGAGUACUGAGAAAUCAUCUUCAUUUCCUCAGAAUGGCUGUGUAACCAGCCUUCUAGGUGGUGCAAUGUGGCAGCUUCUUCAGCUUAGCUGCAUUCAUAGUUGGAAGAGAUUGCCUGCAGCUGAUGGGGGAGCCCAAACUCCACUCUGGAACACUAUUUCUGUGUCACUGCUGGAGCAUGGAGCCAAAUUCAGAACAGAUCUUACUGUAAGGCCAGAGCAAUGCAAUGCUUUGAACUUCAUGAGAUUUUUUUGUUGAGAGAUGUGUUUGGUGGGAGGCCUUUUAAGUUCUAAAACUCCAGGUAAGAGUUUCAUUGAAGGAAAGUUACCCACCAGAACCUUUUUAUUUUACUCAACCAAUUCAACUUUUUAGCAGCCUCACAUGGAAAAUGCUUUGUCCAUGCAAAGUAAGAUGCACGAACAUUUAAGAAAGCUUCCAAGAUGAAAGUUUGUAACGCAGCUUUAGUAAGAUGGGCUGUAACAAAUACUUGAUCCCCAUCCAAGAGCCACCUUGUUUCACAGGUGGAAAGGGUCGCAGAAGGGUGCAGGAACACAAGGAAUUAAUGGAUCAAUUGCCUCUCACCUGUUUUCAGGAAGUUGGUCCACCACUUUGUAGGAAGUAGCUGAUAGACAGGUGGUUGUCACCUUUAGUCACUUAAAAGUCACACUUUCUGGGCUGCAGAGCAGCAGAGAUGAGGUGAAGUGCUGGUUCACACCAUAUGAAUAGAGAAAAAUUGAGGUUAAACUUCCUCUAGCCAGCACUCCUGCUGUGCUCUUCUGCUGACGAGUUGUGGAGCUGGCAUGAAGCACUGCCAUUCUUGUUAAUCCCAUCCAGGAGGUCAGGGCUUGUACUUGUGCUCCUUUAUUGAUGGAGUUCCUAACAUGGCUACAGCUCUCAGCUCAUAAGGCAGAAUGGCACUGUAGCACAUUUUCUUCUCUUCAAAAGGCUGGAAAAUUGCCUAUUUAAGCUGCUAGUGUUGAGCUGGAUGGUCAUAGCAAUAAGAUUCUCCAGGGCUGAGUUUACCUGCCUCUAGUCUGGACAGCCCUCAAUUUCAACACACAAUUGCUACAUCUAGGCUCCGAGUUCCCUGGCCACUGCACAAAUGUUCUGCUUCAGUAAAGAUCUAGCUGCUGUGGCCUGCCACAGAUUGUGUUAUGAAGGCUGUUUAUUUUAGCAGCUCUCUGCUCAACUCAAUAUUAAGGACAUUAAGUAUGUAGCUGCUGAUUUACAGAUACUUUGGGUGGAGGGGAAGGCUCCUCAAGUGUAUUGUUUUGGAAAGUCUCCAGUGUACUUCAAGUAUUCAAAGAAUUUCCAAUAAAACUUUUAUGUAAGCAACA
Pseudopodoces humilis (Tibetan ground-tit) is the source of this 5385-nucleotide messenger RNA. RefSeq names its product autophagy related 13 (gene ATG13). The record is from RefSeq and is a predicted model, not a curated record. Lineage: Eukaryota; Metazoa; Chordata; Aves; Passeriformes; Paridae. Gene Ontology annotation, cellular component: cytosol; Atg1/ULK1 kinase complex; phagophore assembly site. Gene Ontology annotation, biological process: protein localization to phagophore assembly site; autophagosome assembly; mitophagy.